Messenger RNA from Aptenodytes forsteri (emperor penguin), 1476 nucleotides. RefSeq names its product nyctalopin (gene NYX). Gene Ontology annotation, molecular function: protein binding. The record is from RefSeq and is a predicted model, not a curated record. NCBI's taxonomy places the organism in Eukaryota, Metazoa, Chordata, Aves, Sphenisciformes, Spheniscidae. The transcript has a single exon. The coding region runs from base 1 to 1476 and encodes 491 amino acids. Gene Ontology annotation, cellular component: plasma membrane.
AUGACUAAUAUAUAUGCUAACGAUGCAUCCCAAUUCUCUCCUCCCACGCCUCCGUGGGGAUGGUGCGUUCCUCUGACAGUGAUCCUUUGGGUCCCGCACGUCCACGCGGUGUGGGCCUGCGCGCGGUCCUGCCCUGCCAACUGCGUGUGCACCCAGGAGCGGAGCUGCUCCAUCCUCUGUGAUCGUGCCGGUCUGGGGCAGAUCCCUAGCGAGUUCCCUUGCGAAGCCUCCUCGAUCAACCUGGACAAAAACAGCAUCAAGUUCCUCUCCGAGAGGGCCUUCGGGACCUUGCCUUCCCUCAAAUCCCUGUCGCUUAACCACAACAAUAUCUCCUUCAUCACCCCGGGGGCUUUCAAGGGGCUGCCCAGCUUGACCGAGUUGAAGAUGGCUCACAACGAGUACAUUCGCUAUCUCCACACGCGGACUUUCAGUGCCCUCAGACGGCUGGUCAAGCUGGACCUGGCGGACUGCAACCUUUUCAACAUCCCGGACAGGAUCUUCAUCGAGCUGCCUGCUCUGCAGGAGCUCUUCUGCUUCCAGAACAACUUCCGGAGGAUCCCAGGUGCCAUCAGGGGCAUGGAGAACCUGACCCAUGUUUACCUGGAGAGAAACAGGAUUGAAGCAGUAGCCUAUAACUCCCUGCAGGGCCUGACCAAGCUGAAAUACCUGAAUCUGCAGGACAACAGGAUAAAUGUCAUUCAUGAGCGAGCUUUUCAGGGCUGCCAGAAGAUGGAAUACCUGUACCUGAACGACAAUUUGAUCAGCGAGCUUCCAGAAAACUCCUUCGAUGGUCUGAGGUGCCUGAAAAUGCUCAACCUGGGGGGGAAUUUCCUCAGGAAUGUUUCCAACACCUGGUUCAGGGACCUGGGGGAGCUGGAGGUCCUCUACCUGGACCGCAACAGGAUCAACUACAUUGAAGAAGGGGCUUUUGAAAACCUCACCAGCCUGGUUGCGUUGCACCUGAACAGCAACAACCUGACGACUCUGCCCUUUUCUGUCUUCCAGCCGGUGUACUUCCUGGGGCGGCUGUACCUCUUCCGCAACCCCUGGGACUGCGACUGCCGCAUCGAGUGGCUGAAGGAGUGGAUGGAGAAUUACAAGCUCGUCAGGGAUAUUCCCUGUGCCUCCCCCUCCUCAGUAGCCGGGAUUGACCUGAUGGACGUGCUCUAUGAGAGAUCACCGGAAGGUUACUGUCUUGACCCAGUGGAGCUAAAUGUCACGUCCGAAGGCCCGACCCCAAGUGAAGAGCCUUGGUCUACCACGGAGAGCAAGUUCAACAGCCUUAUCUCUAAACUCUUGCUCCAGAUGGGCCUUCCUGAAGAGGUGGCAAACACCACUGAAGUCUUUGGUAACACCACACAGCUGGAUGGACUGACUGAUGGGGUUUCUUCUGGGGUGGGGGAAGACAGUAUUGAAACUGCCUCCUCUUUUUACCUCCCAGCUCUUUUUACAGUGGUUGUUUUGCAGAUCAAGUAG